Messenger RNA from Cyprinodon tularosa, 4048 nucleotides. It is a transcript of the gene srgap2, whose product is annotated as SLIT-ROBO Rho GTPase activating protein 2. Gene Ontology annotation, biological process: signal transduction; negative regulation of cell migration. Gene Ontology annotation, molecular function: protein binding. The record is from RefSeq and is a predicted model, not a curated record. Gene Ontology annotation, cellular component: cytoplasm. Lineage: Eukaryota; Metazoa; Chordata; Actinopteri; Cyprinodontiformes; Cyprinodontidae. The coding region runs from base 472 to 3873 and encodes 1133 amino acids. The transcript has 23 exons.
CUCUCUCUUUCUCUCUCACUUCAGGAGGAGGAAGAACAGAGCAGUUGAGUUCAGACAGGCGGGCGGGCUCUGGCGAGAAAACCCGACGGAAGAGUUUUUGGCAUCAUAGGAACUUUUACCUAUGAGCUGUGUUAGUUUCUCUUUGAUUUUUCCUUUGAAAAGGGGAUGAAUCUUUUUCCUGUAGAAGCUGCUUUUACCAUAACCGGUUUUGAGGAGGCGGAGAGGCAGGAGCAGCCGCGCCAAACGCACAAUGCGCCCUGAGUGAGCCCAGGCAGGGAGGACAAUACAGAGCACACCGAGAGGAGCUGCCAGCUCCCAUCCCAGGAUCUCUGCUUCUUUAUUCCUCCAACUCUGCUCCCCUCACAGCCUUGUUCCAGGAAGGUUUUUCCUUUCAUCCACAGCGGGCUUUUAGAGUUACUAGGGUGGAGGGGUGGGGGGGAAACAAGUGAGAUCUGAUCUCUAAACUCAGCCAUGACGUCUCCGGCUAAAUUCCGCAAGGACAAGGAGAUCGUGGCCGAAUAUGAAACUCAAGUUAAAGAGGUUCGAGCCCAGUUGGUGGAACAGCUCAAGUGUCUGGACCAGCAAUGCGAGCUUCGGGUUCAGCUACUUCAGGACCUGCAGGACUUCUUCAGAAAGAAGGCCGAGAUCGAGAUGGACUACAGCCGCAACCUGGAGAAACUGGCUGAGAGGUUCCUCACAAAGACACGCAGCACCAAGGACCAUCUACUAAAGAAGGAGCAGACCAUCUUGUCUCCGGUUAACUGCUGGAACCUACUGCUGCUGCAGGUGAAAAGGGAGAGUCGUGACCACGCCACUUUGUCUGACCUCUACCUCAACAACAUCAUUCCCAGGUUUGCGCAGAUCAGCGAGGACUCAGGACGCCUCUUCAAGAAGAGCAAAGAGGUUGGAGCCCAGCUGCAGGAGGACCUGAUAAAAGUUCUCAAUGAACUUUACUCGGUGAUGAAGACGUACCACAUGUACAACACUGACAGCAUCAAUGCAGAGUCCAAGCUGAAGGAGGCGGAGAAGCAGGAGGAGAAGCAGAUGGGACGCUCCAGUCGACAGGAAGACAAGCAGACGCCGCGCUCCCCAGACGCGCUGGGCAGCAUCAGGACCGAGGAGAGAGUCGUCCGCCGUUCCAGCGUGAAAAAGAUCGAAAAGAUGAAGGAGAAGAGACAGGCCAAAUACACGGAGAACAGGCUGAAAGCCAUGAAGGCCAGGAAUGAGUACCUGCUGGCACUGGAGGCCACCAACAGCUGCGUCUUCAAAUAUUACAUCCAUGACCUCUCCGACAUCAUUGAUUGCUGCGAUCUGGGCUACCACGCUAGUCUGCACCGGGCCCUGAGGACCUACCUGUCUGCAGAGCAGAACGUAGAGACGUCUAAGCACACGGGUCUGGAAACACUGGAAGGAGCAGCGGAGAGCCUGGAGGCCAAUGCAGACAAGCAGAAGCUGAUGGAGACCUACAACAACGUCUUCUGCCCGCCGGCUCGAUUUGAUUUUCAGUCUCACAUGGGCGAUACGAUGGGUGGGAUGUGUGCGCAAUCUCCUCUGGAAACCGACCUCAGCCAGAGGUGUCAGCAGCUGCAGUCACGCCUCUCCACUCUGAAAAUCGAGAAUGAAGAGGUGAAAAAAACCAUGGAGGCCACUCUGUCCACCAUCCAAGACAUGGUGACGGUGGAGGACUACGACGUGUCCGAGUGCUUCCACCACAGCCACAGCAUGGAGUCGGUGAAGUCCACGUUCAGCGAGUCGUAUCUGAGCAAGCCCAGCCUGGCCAAGCGGCGGGCCAAUCAGCAGGAGACCGAGCAGUUUUACUUCACGAAGCUGAAGGAGUUUCUGGAAGGAAGGAGUCUGAUCACCAAGCUGGAGGCCAAGCAGGACCUAAUCCAGAAGACUCUGGGCGAGAGUCAGAAAACGGACUGUUGCCCUGCCAGUGGAAGGAGAAAUUCAACCGUGCGGAAGCAGGACUCAGGUGAAACCAUUCCACUAAUGGUCGAGAGCUGCAUCCGCUUCAUUAGUCGCCAUGGUCUGCAGCAUGAGGGCAUCUUCAGAGUGUCUGGAUCUCAGGUGGAGGUCAACGACAUCAAGAAUGCCUUUGAGAGAGGCGAGGACCCGCUGGCUGGGGACCAGAAUGACCAUGACAUGGACUCUAUUGCUGGAGUGCUGAAGCUCUACUUCAGAGGCCUGGAGCACGCACUCUUCCCCAAAGAAGUCUUCCAUGACCUCAUAUCCUGUGUCUCAAUGGAGAGUCUCCAGGAGCGAGCAGUUCACAUUAAGAAGGGUCUGCAAAGCCUUCCAAGUAAAACCCUCAUCAUCAUGAGAUACCUGUUCGCCUUCCUCAACCAUCUGUCUCAGUACAGUGAGGAAAACAUGAUGGACCCCUACAACUUGGCCAUCUGCUUCGGCCCCACCCUGAUGUCUGUCCCCGAAGGCCAUGACCAGGUCUCCUGCCAGGCUCACGUCAACGAACUCAUUAAAACUAUCAUCAUCCAUCAUGACACCAUCUUCCCUGGCCUGCAGGACCUGCCAGGCCCGAUAUACACCAUCCCUGGAGCAGGGGAGGACUUCUGUGACAGUCCACAGUGUGAGCCCCCCCUAGUGGAAGAGCCUGCACCCGAUGCCGUCUCCGUCAGCCGCAACAGUGAGGACGGCACCUUGGCUGUUUCAGAGUCUGAACCAGUCGAAGCCGUCGCCCGUUUCGAUUACACGGGCCGCUCCGGUCGGGAGCUGACGUUCAAAAAGGGCGCCUCUCUCCUACUCUUCCAGCGAGCCUCCGAAGACUGGUGGGAGGGGCAGCACGAUGGAGUGUCUGGUCUGGUGCCGCACCAGUACAUCAUUAUUCAAGAGACAAGCGAAGUCGAUCGUGGAAGUCCAAAGCCUGAUGUGGACAGCAGGGAGAUGCUGGAGGAGAGGGUGUCCGCUCGGGGCAGCGCCCCCUCCCCCACAGGAGGCCAUGUAGCUGACAUCUACCUCGCCAACCUCAAGCUGAAGAAGCGCCCUGAGCACGGAAAUGUCCGAAGAGCAUUCAGAUCAGAGAGCGACGGCACUGGUCCAGGAGCCAGCAGCAGUGGGGCAGGAGGUGCCAGAACGGCGUCUCUACCCGGUGGAGCUCAGCUAAAAGACUUUGGAGACAAACGUCCAGUCAGCGUUCAUAACAUCCUCAACUCUGUCACUCGACACUCUUCUCUCAAAACCAAGGUUGAGAGUCCUCAGUUAAAGAAGACCACCCCUGCAGGACGCUCCAAGAGUUUCAGCAACCACAGACCCCUGGAUCCUGAGGUCAUAGGUCACGUGGAGCUCAGCUCACAGGACCCGCAGGACUCCUCCCUGAGUGAGCUCAGUAAGUUUGAAAGACAGAGCACCUCCAAACAUACGCACACCCCUGAUGUGGUUCUGGACACACUGGAGCAGCUGAAAGGCAUGAGCGGAGGCGGCGGCGGAGGAGGAGGAGCUUCCGAGCCCUCCAGCCCGCUCCACUCCCGGUUGCUGCGGGACGGCGAUGGCGGCCCCUCUUACGUCCACCCGCUUCAGCGCAGCGCCUCGUCAGCAAGCGACGUCCCCUCCUCCUUCCGCCCGGCGAAGACUCCGACUCGGAGCCCGCUGCCAUCCGCCACCUCCCCCUCUCUCUCGUCAUCACCCCUUUCCUCCUCCGUACCGUCCUUCAGGGAGAUGCGACCGCCGGCCACCAGACCGAAGCCUGUGGUGUUCCCCAAGGGUGGAGGAGGCACGGGAAGCCCCGCCAUGGGCUCUCCGACCUCCACAGUCCCUCCGACGCCACCUCCCCCACUGUUAGGACACACACACUCUCUUCCUCACACACCACCUCCUCCUCCUCCUCCUCAGUCUAAUGAUAAAUCCUGUCCGGCUUAAGAUUCCUGUAUUCCUCCUAACAAUCCUCACAGCUCUUUUAGUGCAGAAGCACUUCGGUUCUUUUAUAACAUCUACUCGCUAGCAGCAUCUUAGGAUUAAUUGACUUUAUCAAGAAGAGUGCGCCCUCUGCUGGCGGCUCUGAUUUGCUACAAGUCAACUAGGAGGAGAAGCUUGG